Molecule: messenger RNA, 1236 nt
Organism: Solanum tuberosum (potato)
Lineage: Eukaryota; Viridiplantae; Streptophyta; Magnoliopsida; Solanales; Solanaceae
Exons: 1
Coding region: 1-1236 (411 amino acids)
Source: RefSeq, a predicted model, not a curated record
AUGACUAAUUUUGGUCGAAUGGGACUAAGACAUGAAUUUGUAGAAGGUGUCACUGGUUUUGUGGAGUAUGCAAAGACACUAGAACCUUUUCAACGUAGUGGUAUGAUUAAGUGUCCUUGUAAUAAAUGUCAAUGUUUGAAUUAUGAAAAACCAGAUAUUGUUGAGCUUCAUCUCUAUCGAAAUGGGUUUAAAAGGGAAUACACAGUGUGGACUAGUCAUGGAGAAAUUGAUAAUAGCUUUGAUGUAUUUCAACAUUAUGUUCUUGGUGAAAGUAGUAGCGCAGUGAAUUCUAAUGCACAAAAUUAUAGAAUGCAUGACAUGGUUCAGGAUGCGUUUGGGGUGCAUUCUGAUUUUGAAUCUGGUAAUCAAGGUGAAGAAGCUCCUAAUGUUGAAUGUAAAAUUUUCUUUGAACAAUUGGAAGCUGCUAGUCGGCCUUUAUAUGAGGGGAGUCCACAUUCACAGUUGUCAAUUGCUGUUAGAUUAUUAAGUAUCAUAUCAAAUUGGAAUGUUCCUCCAGGGGCAAUGGACUCUGUGAUUGACCUUAUGCAUGAUUUAGUUGACCCAAAGCUAGAGAUACCUGAUAAUUUCUAUAAGGCAAAGAGGUUGGUAUCAAAGUUAGGAUUGUCAUCGAUGAGAAUUCAUUGUUGUGAAAAUGGUUGCAUGUUAUACUAUAAGGAUGAUAUUGAUCUAGAAUCGUGUAAGUUUUGUGGAAAAUCUCGUUAUAAGCAGACUCCUAGUGGGAAGAAAGUUCCUAUUAAGGUGAUGCAUUACUUACCUCUUAUACCAAGGUUAAAGAGGUUGUAUGCAUCUAAUAGAUCUGCUCCUCAUAUGAGAUGGAACCAUGAAAAUAGAAGACCACCUGGUGUUAUGUUCCAUCCUUCAGAUGGAGAGGCCUGGAAGCAUUUUGAUAGAACAUAUCCACCGUUUGUAGCUGAACCACGGAACAUUAGAUUGGGUUUAUGUUCAGAUGGAUUCACGCCACAUUCUGUUUCUGCUGCACAAUAUUCUUGUUGGCCUAUAUUUGUAACACCAUAUAAUCUUCCACCUGAGAUGUGCAUGACCAGUCCAUAUAUAUUUCUCAAUUGUGUCAUUCCUGGCCCACGGAAUCCAAAAGUCUUUAUUGAUGUAUACUUGCAACCUUUGAUUAAUGAGUUGAAACAAUUGUGGGUUCAAGAGGUUGAAACAUUUGAUGUGUCUCUUAAGCAAAAUUUUAAUUUGCGGGCUGCCUUAAUGUGA